This is a messenger RNA of Numida meleagris (helmeted guineafowl), 808 nucleotides long. RefSeq names its product retinoic acid receptor gamma (gene RARG). The transcript is spliced from 5 exons. Gene Ontology annotation, biological process: regulation of transcription by RNA polymerase II; retinoic acid receptor signaling pathway; cellular response to corticotropin-releasing hormone stimulus. The record is from RefSeq and is a predicted model, not a curated record. Gene Ontology annotation, cellular component: transcription regulator complex; nucleus. The annotation marks the transcript as partial. Lineage: Eukaryota; Metazoa; Chordata; Aves; Galliformes; Numididae. Gene Ontology annotation, molecular function: RNA polymerase II cis-regulatory region sequence-specific DNA binding; nuclear receptor activity; nuclear glucocorticoid receptor binding.
GGUCCGUGCCGUGGGGUGGGGGCCCGCAGGCAUCACACUGUGCCCCCCAGGCGCCGAGACACAGAGCAGCAGCUCGGAGGAGAUGGUGCCCAGCUCUCCCUCGCCGCCGCCGCCACCGCGCGUCUACAAACCGUGCUUCGUCUGCAGCGACAAGUCCUCGGGGUACCACUACGGCGUCAGCUCCUGCGAGGGCUGCAAGGGCUUCUUCCGCCGCAGCAUCCAGAAGAAUAUGGUGUACACGUGUCACCGCGACAAGAACUGCCAGAUCAACAAGGUGACGCGCAACCGCUGCCAGUUCUGCCGCCUGCAGAAGUGCUUCGAUGUCGGCAUGUCCAAGGAAGCCGUGCGCAAUGACCGCAAUAAGAAGAAGAAGGAGGUGAAGGAGGAGGCGGCCGACGGCCCCGAGCUGAGCCCGGCGCUGGAGGAGCUGAUCCAGAAAGUCAGCAGGGCGCACCAGGAGACCUUCCCCUCGCUGUGCCAGCUGGGCAAGUACACCAUGAGCUCGAGCGCGCAGCACCGCGUGCAGCUGGACCCGGGGCUGUGGGACAAGUUCAGCGAGCUGGCCACCAAGUGCAUCAUCAAGAUCGUGGAGUUUGCCAAGCGCCUGCCCGGCUUCACUGCGCUCAGCAUCGCCGACCAGAUCACGCUGCUCAAAGCCGCCUGCCUGGACAUCCUGAUGCUGCGGAUCUGCACGCGCUACACCCCCGAGCAGGACACCAUGACGUUCUCGGACGGGCUGACGCUGAACCGCACGCAGAUGCACAACGCCGGCUUCGGGCCGCUCACCGACCUCGUGUUCGCCUUCGCC